AUGGAUUGGGUUGCUCAAAGAUUAGGAUUGUACAAGUAUCAUCAUGAUAAGGCCAAUGUGGUGGUCGAUGCUCUUAGUGGUAGAGCAAUGACUGAUUUGAGAGCGAUGUUCACUCGUCUUAAUCUAUUCGAUGAUGGAGAUCUAUUAGCCGAGUUGCAAGUUGAGAAUAACAGUACUUUUAAUUUUGGACUGAAUAAGGAUGGAGUUUUGUAUUUUCGAGGUCAGAUGUAUCGGGAUCUCUGUGAACUGUACUGGUGGCUAGGUUUGAAACGUGAGGUUAUAGGUUUUGUUGCUCGUUGUUUGACGUGCCAGCAGGUUAAGGCUGAGCUCCAGUUACCUUCGGGUUUGCUCCAACUUGUUAAGAUUCCUUUAUGGAAAUGGGAACGAGUGACGAUAGACUUCGUUAGUGGGUUGCCUUUGAAACCCACUAAGAAGGAUUCUAUUUGGGUCAUCGUAGAUCGAUUAACCAAGGAUCCUUGCUCCAGUUCUUGGUUCUGGAAGAAACUAUAUAAGGCUCUGGGUUCGAGAUUAGACAACGAGGGUGAUUCAAUCUGA
This is a messenger RNA of Gossypium raimondii (Peruvian cotton), 555 nucleotides long. RefSeq lists its product as uncharacterized. The transcript has 4 exons. Lineage: Eukaryota; Viridiplantae; Streptophyta; Magnoliopsida; Malvales; Malvaceae. The record is from RefSeq and is a predicted model, not a curated record. Bases 1 to 555 code for a protein of 184 amino acids.